Messenger RNA from Myiozetetes cayanensis, 2836 nucleotides. It is a transcript of the gene SHLD3, whose product is annotated as shieldin complex subunit 3. The record is from RefSeq and is a predicted model, not a curated record. Lineage: Eukaryota; Metazoa; Chordata; Aves; Passeriformes; Tyrannidae. The transcript is spliced from 2 exons. Gene Ontology annotation, biological process: positive regulation of isotype switching; positive regulation of double-strand break repair via nonhomologous end joining; negative regulation of double-strand break repair via homologous recombination. Bases 256 to 1005 code for a protein of 249 amino acids.
CCUGGGACGGCCGCGGCGGCCAGCGCGGCUCCGCCCGGCUCUCCCGGCCGCUGUGCGCGGUGGAGGCCAUGGACGUCAACCAGUCGAAGCAGGAGCACUUGCUGGCUCUGAAAGGUCCUGUUUUCCAGUGAUCUUUGCAUCAAGGAAAAGGAAAGGGCAAGGAGUUUCUUGUAAAUAAGAUGUUUCAGUCUAGAUUUGAGAAUCCUAAUCAAGAGACUGUUUUCCUAAGAAUCACUGGAUUCCUACGGUACAAGCAUGGAAGUGGUUUUGCAUUAUCGACCACAUCAGAGAGAUGUAAUAAAACUGCAGAAAUUUGCAGAAGCAGCAGUGAAGGAGUUUCCCAUUCGUGAGUUACCAAGAUUUGCACCCUGGUUUCCAAAUGAUUUAUACCAACUUCCCCUCAAACCAAAAAAGCAGGCACCUGUUAUUUCUCGUGAGGAAGCUGAAGAAUUGAAACAUCUUUCUACGCCUUCAGAAUAUGUUACAGGAUCUCCUGAUUAUGACUGCACAAAGAAUCUCUUUGAGUUUCAGUGUAGCAUGAAACAUGGUCCAACUUUAAUGCAAGCACAAGCUGUUCACAGACCAAUUAACUUGGAUUAUCAAGGACAACCACCACCUAAAGGAAAACAAAAGUUGAAAAGGUCUUGGAGUAUCUCUCUUCCUAGCACUAAACUUAAAGAAAAGGUUCUUCCUUUAUCUCAAGAACUGCAAAAUAAUUUGGAAAGAUUAAAACUGCAUGCAUUUUAUAGAGCAAAGUGGACAAUUGAACAAUCUAUUUGUAAUAAUCAGAAUUUGGAGGACAUCUGGAUAAAACUGAAUAGACUGAUCAAGGAGAAUGAAUUGCCAUCUUGCAAUGCUACUAUCCGAAGAUCUGUGGGACAAAUAUGGAUUUUCUGUGAUAUAUUAUACUGUGAAUAUGUUAGAAAUAUUCUUAGGGAAAAGCUAAACCUUACAGAUAAAAUGGAUUUGCUUGUACAUAAAUAUGGAAUUAUAUUUAGUUUAUAAUUUAAGAUACAGUUUAAUAAUAAAAUACUGUCUGGAGUACUAGAGUUUUUAAGCAGUUUAGAAUAUAGAGACUUUAGAACAACUGAUGAAUUAAUAAGCAAAAAACUACUUAUAUUACUUUGCUACAGUUUUCUAACUAUCGAUGUAUUUCUUUAAUUUUGUUUUGCCUGAAGACUUAUGGUUCAUUUAAGAUUAGUAAGUUUCUGUUUGGCUUAGUACUGCAUUUCCAGACUAUUUUGGCAAGCUGUGUCAGAUAAUAAAAUCUAUGCUUUCAGUCAAACAAAGUACAUCCUUUCUGCUUCUUUGAAAUUAGGAGAAGGAAAAAUGUUUUUAAAUGAGUUGUAAUAAGUGCUAUUUUAUAUCUAAUUAUUUUUGACAUUAAGACUUUCAAGAUCUGAUUAUUUCCUCAAAGUAAAGUGUGUGAGUUUUUUUUAAUGAAGGCAUAUCCCUUGCAUGAAGUACAGACUUACUUUUUAUGUGGCAUGUAUGUGCUAUCUUAGUAAUGUUAGCUGUACUUUUCACUGAAAUACUAACGAUAGCUUCAGUAGAAAUUGUGUACUGAAAAAUAUGAACCAUUUAAUAAUUGCUGAUUUACAGCUUUGGUAAGAAGAUUACUUCUUCCAGAUGUUUCUGUUACUUUGCCUCUAAUUAUAUUAGGGACAAGAAAGCACUACUGAGCACUAGAAAGUGCUUCUAGCUACAAGUGAAGAAAUUAAGAAAUGAGACUUCUAUACAUAAACCUCUAUUUGUUGUCAUUAUGGAAGGUAAAGGUCUCUGAGGGUUUGAACAGUCAUAAGUCAUGAGUUCAUCAUGACUUUUUGUCAUCUGAAAGAAUAAAGUUUUCAAAGGUCAUGCUGUCCUUGCUCAAUCCUUAUGUUGAAUAAUUAUAUUAUAGACAUUACAGGAGCCCCUGGUGGUCUAGUGGUAAGGGCGCGGCGCUGUCACCGCUGAGACCCGGGUUCGAUUCCCGGUCAGGGCCACUCCCGGGCAGGUGGGGCUCGUUAGCCCUUAAAGGCAACCCACCUACGUCCUAAGGACCUCGCUGCCACCGUCCAAGCUCGCUUGGCCCCGGCAGAUGAACCUUAGGAUUAAAGGGUGGGCUCAGUUCCGCGCACACUGUGUCUCACCUAAAAAAUCCAAUGCGCAGGCUGGAAGGGGUAAAGACCUUCCCCGGAUCUUCGCUCGCGAAGACUGGCCAUUAUUAUUAAGACAUUACAUUUUUUUAAAUAUUAAAAUUAAGGAUAUUGCUCGGUUUGGGUCAUUGACAUGUAUUUUUGAACUCUGACUGAAUUUUAAAGGGGUCUUACACUGAUAUUUGAAGUGUUUGUGCCAUUUAAAUAUGACCACUUAGCAAAAUUAGUGCAAAAUGCUGUCUGGUGUAACUGAGGAUCAUUAUUAGUUUUUGUAGCUUCUACAGCCAAAUUAUUUCACUGAAAUUAUAUUUCUGACUUUAAUAGUAACAAAGUGUCUUUGCGCAUCAGCAUUUUUGAAGAUAAUAAUGAAGUAGAAUGCAAUGUGAUUUGAAUUUUAUUUGGUGUUGUAUUUUGUGUCUAGGAUCUUAGAAGAAAAGUGCUGAGACGUUGUCCUGCAAAGCUACUGUAUUUUCUAAUAUUAAUUUGGUAGUCUUAUUAAAUAUAAUAAUAUAUCUAUAGUAGUUUUUCUCUGUUUUGACUUCAUUCUGUGAUGUAUUAUUUAUUGCCUGAAAUGUCACUGAACUUUCCUUAGAAACAGUCAGCAGCUACUAGUUUAUACAGACUUAGUGUAAAUUUGAAUAAAAUUAAGUAAUGCAAAUAAUACAGUCCCACUAUAUUUAAUUGAUAUACUGACAAAA